Molecule: messenger RNA, 851 nt
Organism: Meloidogyne enterolobii
Lineage: Eukaryota; Metazoa; Nematoda; Chromadorea; Rhabditida; Meloidogynidae
Source: the annotation of a GenBank genome assembly
UUUUUGCGGACUUUUUUUUAAAUAAAAAUUGAAGCUUUAAUAAAAUAAAUAUUGAAGAUAAAAGAACCUCGCGUGAAACUAUAACACUAGGUGAUGAUAUGCCUUCAAAAACAUCUACACAAUCUAAAAGUAAUAAAAAUCAAGAUAGAAAAAAAGACAAAACAAAAAAAAAUGAUGAUGAUGUAGUUAGUAUAUCCUCAAGUGAAGAUGAAAAUAAUCAAAAAGAAAGUGAAUCAGAUGCCCCUUCUGAUGAUGAAAAAGGAAGUUCUCCAAGCGGAAAAGAUGGUGGUAGCAAUGAAACUGCUUCCAAAACAAGUAAUUCUGACAAAUCAGAAAGUGACAAAUCUUCUGAUAAAUCUUCUGGUCGAUCGACAAGUGGAAAUAGCAGUGAUGGGGGAAAUUCAAGUUCAACCUCGCCAAGUUCAAACUCAAAAGCUUCCAAGGACGGAAAUACUUCUGACAGUUCUUCCGGAAGUUCUUCCGGAAAUUCUGGCGAUAAUCAGGGAAAAGAAAAACGUAAAAAUAGGAGAAGUCAACGAUCUGUCGGGCAAAUUUUGAAAGAUGACGAUAAAAAGGGGAAAAAGCCUGUGUAUGUGGAUUUAACUUUAACUGAUGAUGAAGAUGAAUUGGAAAAUGUUAAAAAUUCUGUUGAUGAAAAUGAAGAGACUAAAAAAGCAAAAACUAAAAAAAUUGGGGAAAUUUUGGGAAAGAGUACUGUGGGGAAUUCUGAUAAAGAAUUUAAAAUUAGAGAUUAUGUUAAAUCGGCAAUCAGUAAAGAAGACAAAGAAUUUUUUGAUAAAAUAAGUAAUUCUUUUAAAGAUUACAGCACUCCCAUUAUUCAUCUCCCAUGA